CCCCUGCCUCUGGUCCUCCUCCUCCUCUCUCUCCCUUGGACGGCGCUGGCUGUCAGAGACCCCGCAGCCUCCCUGACAGCAGCAGCAGCAGCAGGAGGAGGCAUGGGCUGGCCAAGGCAAGGGGCUUCUCCUCGGUGGCCCUGAGGAGGAAGAAGAAGAAGGGGAAGGAGAGAGAGGGCCCUGGAAGGGACGCCUGGCAGGAGGGGGAAAGGGGCCCGAGGAGGAGGAGGCCAGGAGCAGCCCCCCGCCCAGCCUCCCCUCCAGAGGGAAAGCAGGGCAAGCAGGAGAAGGAGAAGAAGGAUGAAUCUCUUCUCGUCCAUCUUUAGCUGUUUGCUACUGCACUUGUUUGCUUUCUGCUUGCAGGCACAGGUAACUGUUCAGUCCCCACCUAAUUUUACACAGCAUGUGAGGGAGCAGAGCCUGGUGACCGACCAGCUAAGCCGGCGACUCGUCCGCACCUAUCAGCUGUACAGUCGAACCAGUGGAAAGCACGUGCAAAUUCUGGACAACAAGAAAAUCAAUGCCAUGGCAGAGGAUGGAGAUGCUCACGCCAAGCUCAUUGUGGAAACAGACACUUUUGGGAGCCGAGUGAGGAUCAAGGGGGCAGAGACUGGCUUCUAUAUCUGCAUGAAUAAGAAAGGAAAACUGAUUGGCAAGAGCAACGGCAAAGGCAAGGAUUGCGUCUUCACAGAGAUAGUGUUGGAGAACAACUACACAGCACUGCAGAAUGCCAAGUAUGAAGGAUGGUACAUGGCCUUCACCCGAAAGGGGCGUCCCCGGAAGGGCUCCAAGACACGUCAGCAUCAGCGUGAGGUGCACUUCAUGAAGAGGCUGCCCAAGGGCCACCAAACAACAGAGCCUCACAGGCGCUUUGAAUUUCUCAAUUACCCUUUCAACCGGAGGAGUAAAAGGACUCGGAACUCCAGCCCUAAGCCAACCCCCUGACCCGCUCCCUGUUAGUGCCACUCAGGCCCACCUUCCUUUCCCUUUUGUUGGAGGACAUUGUGUAGAAAAGACUUCAAAGAUGGACAAUGGCUAGAGAAUGACCUUCAAUGAUAAGGGGUGGAUGGAAAAAAAAGGGGGGGACUUGAUCUAGUUGUUUAUAAUUGUUGUUUUUGUGUUUUUUAAAAAAACAAAAAGAGGCUCUAUUUUUGUAUUCCAACUUCAUUGCUUUUUAAAGAAAAAGCAAUGUAAUGUUCAAAGACUUGUGGAGGGAUGCUCUUCACCAAGAAACAUUUUGAGUCCAUUGGGAGGGGGAGGCGUGUCUUAUAUUUUAAUAUGUUGUUUUUUUAAUGUGGGGUGGGUGUGGGUAGGAGGUAGUUGAUCUAGGGAUAAACAUAGACUAUGCUCUGUCCAUUCAUAUAAAUACAUUUGGGACCAAAUUUCUACCUCAGAUAAAACAAAUAAUUUAAGAGGAUGCAAUCCAUCAGGAAAUGUUGUGCAGCUUCCAUUUAUUUCCAUGCAUCUGUGCAGGAGGUGUUUGUGGUAUCUACAGAUUGCAGUUCUUGCUCAGUCUCAGAUUUGUACAAGUUCCUAUGAAACUAAAUAGACUUGCAGGCACAAACUGGGUGGGAUUUGCAAUCACUGUUUCCAUUUUUUAGUCAGAGCAAAAACAGAAUGACUGCUGAAGUGGUACUGACUUGAGAGUGAUUGUCACCACUGAGGUGAUACCAAGGCCAUUAUUUUUGCUUUGUUUGUCCUGUCAAUCAUAUCUCCACAGGUCUGAAUCUUUAAAAAAAAUACUGUAGACAUUUUUUGUAUUAUUUGUUCAGAUAAUAAAGUGCCACUGAGUUCAAAUUCAUAUUUUCCCCAUUAUACCUCAGUUUCCAAGAAACUUCUUUCCUUAAGUUGCCGGUCAGGUGCAAGAGCACACUCUAGAUCUGGAGAAGCAGGGGUGUGCUUGGGUUCUGAAGGAGGAAAUAAAGAAAAGAAGUGAUUUGCCCCAGCAUUAACCAAAUACAUUUUGCUACCUAUGCCAGAGCAGCAAAUGAUGUCCUCCCCUCUCAAGCCACCCAUGUUAUUUUGGCAGCUGGGGAGAAAAUUCUACAAGCACUUUCCCCUUCAUGUAAAAAUAUAAUGAUAAAUUCAAUAAGUCACAAUCCGCUGCCUGAGGCAGCUACCUCAUUCUGCCUAGUGGUAGAACUAGUCCUGAUGGUCCUAAUAAGCUAGAUGUUGUUGUACCAUCCUGCACAUAUCUGAGCUCAUCUGAUAUUUCAGAAUCUGAGCAGAGUCAGGCCUGGUUAAUACUUGGCUGGGAGACACCAGAGAA
This is a messenger RNA of Sceloporus undulatus (fence lizard), 2269 nucleotides long. RefSeq names its product fibroblast growth factor 8 (gene FGF8). The record is from RefSeq and is a predicted model, not a curated record. Gene Ontology annotation, molecular function: type 2 fibroblast growth factor receptor binding; growth factor activity; type 1 fibroblast growth factor receptor binding. NCBI's taxonomy places the organism in Eukaryota, Metazoa, Chordata, Lepidosauria, Squamata, Phrynosomatidae. Bases 301 to 945 code for a protein of 214 amino acids. Gene Ontology annotation, biological process: limb morphogenesis; positive regulation of protein phosphorylation; positive regulation of cell population proliferation. The transcript has 5 exons. Gene Ontology annotation, cellular component: cytoplasm.